Molecule: messenger RNA, 1005 nt
Organism: Ambispora leptoticha
Lineage: Eukaryota; Fungi; Glomeromycota; Glomeromycetes; Archaeosporales; Ambisporaceae
Source: the annotation of a GenBank genome assembly
AUGCCCAGCAAAAAAGAAGAGAAAAAGCAUAGUAAAUCAGAACAAGAAAAUCACCAACAAAAAGCAAAAGAAACCAACCAAUUGCAAACUUCUACUUCAAGAAAAACACUUCGUCGUUUGCGAAAUCAACAGCAAAUUGAGAAAAUGUCGUCAAAAAUUGCAAAAGAAUGUCAUCGGUUGAAUAUAAAAUUUCUUGAUCGUGAAUUUGACCUUUCAGAAUACUAUUCUUGCCUUUAUAAUUUUUGUAAAGUAACUUAUACUUCGAUUAAUGACAUCAAGAGAAUAAGUAAACUUUUCAAAGAUGCAAAAUUUUAUGCUGAUGGUGUUAGCCCCGGGGAUGUUCAACAAGGAAUGAAGAUUGACGAUUGCUGCUUUUUAUCUGCAGUGUCCACCUGCACAAAUAUUUCAGGAGUCAUUGAAACUAUUUGUGUUGAACGUGAUGAACAAGUCGGGGUAUAUGGGUUUAUCUUUUUCAAGGACGGCGAUUGGGUUUCUACCAUCGUCGACGACCAGUUAUUCAUUUGGACUGACGUAGAAAACAAUACUUCGACUAUUUCUGCUGCUUCAUGUAAAGAUCCAAAUGAAACUUGGUUGCCAUUACUUGAGAAGGAAUAUGCCAAAAUUCAUGGAGAUUACAAAAGUAUUGAAGGCGGCACGAUAUCACAUGCUCUCGAAGAUUUAACCGGCAGUGUGUCUACAGACUAUGCAACAAGUGAAAUAUUAGAUACUGAUCGAUUAUGGAAGAAAGAUUUCCUCAAUGUAAACAGAUCGUUAUUAGCAGAACCGGACUUGGAAAAAACAAAAGAACUAUUAGACGAACAUGCAUACAGUAUUUUAGACGCAACAGAAUACCAAGGCACAAAACUAGUAAAAAUACGAAAUCAGUGGGGAAAAACGGAAUGGGCAGGUGAUUGGAGUGAUGGCAGUGAACUUUGGACCUCGGAAUCUAUGGCGGCACUGAAUCAUCGAUUUGGCGAUGACGGCAUUUUUUUGGAUCUCUUAUGA